Bufo gargarizans (Asiatic toad) is the source of this 1321-nucleotide messenger RNA. It is a transcript of the gene TNFSF13, whose product is annotated as TNF superfamily member 13. NCBI's taxonomy places the organism in Eukaryota, Metazoa, Chordata, Amphibia, Anura, Bufonidae. The transcript has 6 exons. Gene Ontology annotation, molecular function: tumor necrosis factor receptor binding; receptor ligand activity. The record is from RefSeq and is a predicted model, not a curated record. The coding region runs from base 334 to 1014 and encodes 226 amino acids. Gene Ontology annotation, cellular component: membrane. Gene Ontology annotation, biological process: positive regulation of isotype switching to IgA isotypes; immune response.
UCUCCCGAGCAUCUCGUGUUUAUAGCAGUAAUAUACAUGACUCUCUCUUAGGCAGUCUCUUUCCUGGACAGCUCUCCCUCUCUCUGUAAUUUCAGUUAUUCCCUUGCCACUUUCAGUUUCAUUGUUCAAUUACUGGCGUUCCCUUUUUUGGCUCGGUUUUGUUUCUCUUCUUUUAUUGUCUCCGGCACAAUCCAUCGGUGCCACGUUCAUACCAGCUUGCGGGACUGUCUUCUCCAGGGAACAGUUUUCACCGGAUUAAUCCUAUACAGUCGCUGUUACGCCCUGCUUUCUGAAUAACCUCCUGCCUUUGCCCAGUUGGUUGCAAGGAACGCCAUGGCUCAUACCAUGACGGUCAACGUGGUUCCAAGUCUGGCACGGGGAAUGUGGGGUGGGACAGGAUCUUGGCUGGGUGUCCUUCUUUGCCUAAUUGCAUUGGUCUACCAGUCCAUUAAUCUUGGGAACCUGCAGAGAGAACUUUCUGUAUUUCAGAAGAGUAAGGAGCAGUCCAAGGGGGAGGUGAGCAAAUUCUGUGACUCACAGCUCUGCUCCCCCCGGCAGAAGAGAGAUGUCUCGGUGAACAAAAAGCGGAAACACACUGGAAAUCGUUCUCUGCUUCACCUGGUACCAGAGUCGAUAUAUUCCAAUGUCUUCCAGGACCGGACAGAAAUUUCUUGGAAGGUGUCCCUACAGGAGGGGAAAUCUCUGCAGGCUGAAGGCAAAACUGUUCAUGUGAAGCAUUCAGGGAUAUACUCAAUAUACAGCCAGGUGUUUUACACAGAUACGACGUACACUAUGGGUCAUAUAAUAUUUCGGAAGACAGAUGAAAAAAGAGAUAUUCUUCUCCGAUGUGUUCAGAGCAUGCCGGGGGAUAAAACUCUGGCAUUUAACACUUGCUACACGUCAGGUGCUUUCCGUCUACGAAAGGGACAAACUAUCGUGCUGGAAAUACCUCGGAGGAAUGCCAGCCUGGAUAUCAACAGUCAAGCCACGUUUCUUGGAAUUGUCAAAUUGUAACCCUCCCUGCCGACUGCCACAGGACUGCCAACCUCCUGACCAAUGGAAAGUAUUUAUAGCAGCAAACAUCCGGAUAUGGACCGCUAAUUACAGGGUAGAAACAGCGGAUAAUCAGCCUGCCCCUCCCCCAAGGGUGACACAAACAGAAGAGAACGAUGAGCAUGCCCCUCCUGCUGCAGGGUAAUACAUAUAGAAGGAGCUAUGAGUCUGCCCCUCCUUCUGCAGGGUGAUAUAUAUAGAAGGAGCUAUGAGUCUGCCCCUCCUCCUGCAGGGUGAUACAUAUAGAAGGAGCUAUGAGUCUGCCCCU